This is a messenger RNA of Aspergillus clavatus NRRL 1, 624 nucleotides long. Its product is annotated as Rab family GTPase YPT1. Gene Ontology annotation, molecular function: GTPase activity; GTP binding. The record is from RefSeq and is a predicted model, not a curated record. NCBI's taxonomy places the organism in Eukaryota, Fungi, Ascomycota, Eurotiomycetes, Eurotiales, Aspergillaceae. The coding region runs from base 1 to 624 and encodes 207 amino acids. The transcript is spliced from 6 exons.
AUGAAUCCCGAGUGUUGUCCACAGCCUCCAUACGAUUAUCUCUUCAAACUUCUUCUUAUUGGAGACUCUGGUGUUGGAAAGUCAUGCUUGUUGCUUAGAUUCGCCGAUGAUACCUAUACAGAAAGCUACAUUUCCACCAUCGGUGUCGACUUCAAAAUCAGAACCAUCGAACUUGAUGGGAAGACUGUGAAGCUCCAGAUUUGGGACACGGCAGGCCAGGAACGAUUCCGAACCAUCACAUCGUCUUACUAUCGUGGCGCACAUGGAAUCUGCGUCGUAUACGAUGUGACCGACAUGGAUUCCUUCAACAACGUCAAGCAGUGGCUUCAGGAAAUAGACCGCUAUGCCACGGAGGGAGUCAACAAGCUGCUUGUGGGUAACAAGAGUGAUAUGGAAGACAAGAAAGUCGUGGAAUACACUGUAGCGAAGGAAUUCGCCGACAGUCUUGGAAUCCCCUUCCUUGAAACCUCGGCUAAGAACGCUUCGAACGUUGAGCAAGCUUUCUUGACCAUGGCUAGGCAGAUCAAGGAGCGUAUGGGAACUGCCACUGUCAAUAACAAGCCAACUGUACAGGUCGGUCAGGGGCAGGGUGUCCAAUCCGGAUCUGCCGGUGGGUGCUGCUAA